Messenger RNA from Pyrenophora tritici-repentis Pt-1C-BFP, 1128 nucleotides. Lineage: Eukaryota; Fungi; Ascomycota; Dothideomycetes; Pleosporales; Pleosporaceae. The record is from RefSeq and is a predicted model, not a curated record.
AUGGAAGCAGCAACAAAGAACGCUACCUCGAUAAUAUGUCACGCCCCGAUACGUGACAAGGGUCCAUCCCUUCGCAUUUCCAACGUUGCUCUUGCUUCUGCCACUGCGUUCUGCGCGCUUACCCGUGUCAUCUACAAGGCGGCAUUCUCCGUCGGUGAACUAGGGUGGGAUGACUACAGUGUCGUUGCCGCCCUAGUUGCUGGUGUACCAUCAGUCGUUAUCAUCGACAGGGCUAUCGUCCCUAACGGACUCGGAAGAGACGUCUGGACAGUCAGCUUUGACCAAAUCACCAACUUUGUCAAGUACCUUUACGCCUUGGAAAUCCUCUAUUUCCUCCAGCUCGCCCUUUUAAAACUCACGCUCCUUUUCUUCUUUCUACGGAUUUUUCCCAAGAUGAUCAUCAGACGACUACUUUGGGGCACUAUCGGGUUUAAUGUCCUGAACGGAAUCGCCUUCAUCAUCGUGGCGAUCUUCCAGUGCCAGCCUAUUUCGUUCUAUUGGACAAAAUGGGAUUUGGAAGGUACCGGCAAGUGCGUCGACAUCAACGGGCUAGCAUGGACCAGUGCUAUCAUCAGCAUCGUUCUAGACAUCUGGAUGCUGGCACUACCCUUGUACGAAGUUUUCCAGCUUCAACUGUCGUGGCGCAAGAAGCUUAGUGUUGCCGUCAUGUUCUGCGUCGGUACAUUUGUUACCAUCAUCUCCAUUCUCCGCUUGAGUUCUCUAGUCAACUUCGCCGCCUCAUCCAACCCAACCUGGGACCAAUCAGAAGUCAUCAAGUGGUCCAACAUCGAAAUCAACGUCGGAAUCAUAUGUGCCUGCCUGCCUGCCCUCCGCGUCAUCCUCGUUCGCAUGUUCCCCAAGCUGAUGGGUACGACCAAAGCCACGGACCGACCAUACUACGCAUACGGCAGUCAGAGUCAAGGGCUGAAGAAAGGAGAAAGUGCACUAGGCAGUGUGAGCGCACCUGGAACAGCAAUCUCAACCCCACAUUCCAUCACUUACACAAAGACAUUCGAGGUCCAACGUACUGAAAGUGAUGAGCAGGAGCUCGUUCAAAUGGAGAUGAACAAUUAUGCAUCGAGAAAACCAAAACAUCAGAGCAACAACACGAGUGUGUCGAGCCUAUAG